Molecule: messenger RNA, 802 nt
Organism: Saccostrea cuccullata (small rock oyster)
Lineage: Eukaryota; Metazoa; Mollusca; Bivalvia; Ostreida; Ostreidae
Exons: 9
Biological process (GO): protein desumoylation; proteolysis
Cellular component (GO): nucleus
Molecular function (GO): deSUMOylase activity
Source: RefSeq, a predicted model, not a curated record
AUUUGGGUAAGAAAGUUGUUAACUUUGUACAGAGCAAGAUGACAAGCAUAACUGAAGGUUCUUUUACAAAAAGACAACGAGAUGGUUCCAGCAAUAAUAAGCAAGAAAUUGAAGAAUUAUAUGCUGAUGUAAUCCUUGGAAUAUACUAUAGAUCAUCUCACUGGACAUUAGUGGUUGUUGAAAUGAAGAGUGGUAAGGUGUACUUCUACAACCCAUGUGGUGAAACAGGAAUGGAAAUGAAAAAGAUUGAGAGAAAUUGGAGGAAGUAUGUUGAGGAUUUGCAAAAUUCACUUGGUACUUAUCUUCCACCAAAAGAAUGGAGGGUAACAAAUGUUGCCCAUGCUCGACAAAAGGAUUCUUUCAAUUGUGGAGUGUACUGUUUGAUAUUUGCAGAAAAGCAUUUGACAGACAAGCUUGCAGACCUGAAAACCAUCAGUGAAUCUGAUUUAGAAGAUAUGAGAAUAGCAGUUGCAAAACAUUUGAUGCUCUAUGAAGUGUAUCUGACAGAAUGCUGUCCAAAGUGUAGCUUCGACAUUGGAGAUGAGGAAUCUAUCAAAUGUAAGGAAUGUCAAAGAUCCUUUCAUUUUCGAAGUUUUUGCAUUGAAGACGAUCUGAAAAAUUUGGAGGAUUCUGAAAGUUUUCGUUGCAGACUUUGUAAAAUAAAUUGGGUUGAAAGACAAAAGGCAGUCCAAGAGGGACCAGCAGAGAAUCAGCCAAGAGAAGAAAAAGGUUAUUUCUUUCGAAAAAAUGCUGGAAAGAAAAGGAAAAGAAACUCAUUUGUGUACCCAGAUAUUAGGGGAAG